AUGCUGAAAGACGUGACAUCCACGUGUUGAAUCGUAAUGGCAUUAUGUCUAAUAUAUUAUUAUGUCAUUUCCUUUCAUCAAAAAUAUACAGUGAACUGAUAUAGGCCUAUUUGCAUAAGCCCUGGAAGAAGUAUGAAGUUAAGAGUUUGUUAACCAAUAGCUAAAAGAGGGGACGAGGCUGGACCUGUGCCGGAGAAAGGGCAUAGUCAAAGUUAGUCUUGUGGGAGCUGGGGCAUAAUUUGCGGUUUUUUUUUUUGCGUUAAAAAAUUAUCGUCUUUUUCCUUGACAUUUCAAAAUGGCUGCAUCGCAGUUUGAAUCAUUGGAGGAGACAUUGGAAAAGUAUAUUCCCUUGGAUGAACUAAAAGAGGUUAGACGUAUCUUAUUCGGGGAAGGAACGAAGAUGCUGGAGCUGCCUCAGUGUGCGCAGGAAGCGGCCAGGCAGCGGGACUUCCAGCUGCUGGGCUGCCAGUUCGGAGCUGCGCGUGAGCAGCUGCGUCCGCCACACACCAUACGCGUAGGCCUCGUGCAGAACGCCGUAGUCCUGCCCACCAGUGCCCCCAUCAUGGAUCAGAUCGAUGCCCUGCACAGACGGAUCGGUGACAUUGUGGAGGUGGCUGCCAUGUGUGGGGUCAACAUCGUCUGCUUCCAGGAGGCCUGGACCAUGCCCUUCGCCUUCUGCACGCGGGAAAAGGUGCCUUGGACGGAGUUCGCUGAAUCCGCCGAGGAGGGACACACCACCCGCUUCUGCCAGAAGCUCGCAGAGAAGUACAACAUGGUGGUGGUGUCACCCAUCCUGGAGCGAGACGAGUCACACGGAGCCACCCUGUGGAACACAGCAGUCGUGGUCUCCAACUCGGGCCGCGUGCUGGGCAAGAGCCGCAAGAACCACAUCCCGCGCGUGGGCGAUUUUAACGAGUCCACCUACUACAUGGAGGGUGACACGGGCCACCGGGUCUUCCAGACGCAGUUCGGGAGGAUCGCCGUCAACAUCUGCUACGGGCGACACCACCCCCUCAACUGGCUCAUGUACAGCGUGAAUAGCGCUGAGAUCAUCUUCAACCCCUCUGCUACCAUUGGAGGUCUCAGUGAGCCCAUGUGGCCCAUCGAGGCGCGGAACGCGGCCAUCGCCAACCACUGCUUCACGUGCGCCAUCAACCGCAUUGGCACGGAGCAUUUUGAAAGUGAGUUUACUUCUGGAGAUGGAAAGAAAGCUCACCAUGACUUCGGCCACUUCUACGGCUCGAGCUACGUGGCUGCGCCGGACGGGAGCCGCUCCCCCGGACUCUCCAGGACCCGCGACGGACUCCUGGUGGCUGAACUGGACCUCAACCUGAACCGGCAGAUAAGCGACAAGUGGGGCUUCAAGGAUGUGCGCGAAUUUCCCUUACAGAUGACGGGGAGGUACGACAUGUACGCCAAGGAGCUUGCUGAGGCUGUCAACGAGAAUUUCACACCCAACAUUGUGAAAGAGUGAAGCCACUCCCCCCUCCAAAGAAAGUGGUAAUGCGAAUAAUUUUGGGUCUGUCACUAGCAAAUGGGAAACUGAACACUCAGAAAAUGUCUACCCCUAAUCUUACGAAAAUCACUCAGCCAACAAAAUGUACACAACAUAUAGUUUAUUACAGAAAUCUACUUCAAAAAAUAAAUUUUACAAUUCUGAAACAUUA
This is a messenger RNA of Paramormyrops kingsleyae, 1667 nucleotides long. The record is from RefSeq and is a predicted model, not a curated record. NCBI's taxonomy places the organism in Eukaryota, Metazoa, Chordata, Actinopteri, Osteoglossiformes, Mormyridae.